GCAAAAAUAUGAAUCACAUAGGAUAUACACAACUUCAAACGAGACCCAAGAUAACUCCCAUAUUCAUACCACUCUUACGAAUCAAAAGUUGACUCUUCCCCACACCCAUCGACCAUUCCGAAGACCCUUCAUAGUGUAGGGAAUAUAAUAAAUGGAAAAGGAAAAACAUACAAAACGCAACCAAACAAAGUAAACAGACACGAACCGUGUACGAGUGCGCACUCCUGGUCGAUGGGUAAACCGCAAUCAAAGCGUUCCGAGGCAACUUAAUUUGGGUUAGGCCGGGAACAGUACGUGCCAUCCGCUUGGAUGGAGUCGUUGUCGUUGCCAUCAUUGUCCUCGAUGUCGAUGCCAUCGCCAAUGGAGAGCCUGACCAUUUGUGAGCAGGAUGAGGAGGAGCAGGAGUUUAGCUUCCGCUAUCCAAGCUAUAUGUUCCCCGAUGUGGACUACGACAAGGACGAUAUACCCCUGCCAUUCAAGGCCACGCCGGACUCGCUCUUUAACCUUUGUGCUGCUGUCGUGGAUGCCCAGGGCCGCACGGAGGUGUUCAAGUGGAGCAUCAAUGACGUGGCCGAUUGGCUGCGCGACUUCGGGUAUCCUGAAUACGAACAAACCUUCAAAGAGAACUACAUCGAUGGGCACAAGUUGCUCAACCUCGACGCCAUAUCCUUGGUGGCUCUAAAUGUACGUAACUUUGAGCACAUCCGUCACCUGGGACGUGGCAUUCGAGCCCUCUAUCGGAAGGAGCUCCAGACAGCCACGGAGACAAAGCAGCACAGUGAGGUCUACAAGACCUUUAAGGCACGCACGGGCAGGAGCUACGAAGGAUUGCGCGAAACGGAGCUUCUGGGACGGAUGCACAUGAUCCGCUCUGUCUUCCGGGACGUCAACGAUUGGGAUAUGAUGGAGCUGCAUAUGGCUCGGGCACCGAUUAGACGGUAUCGCGAGGUGCUUGCCAACUCUAGGCGCUACAAUCUCUACGGACCGUCGACGGCACGCAGAGAGCCUAUUAUCAUGGACGAUGUGGAUACCACAUCUUGGUUUGAUUUUGGCGAUUGCUAUUAGGUUUUUAGUUGAUUGAAAUAUGCACAUAGGAACUAAUUCUAAAGAUUUAUUGAACUAUCGACGAUAUUAAGAAAUAAUAGUGAAGUCUCUUUGAAAGACAGGUAGUCUUCUCAAUCGCUUGAUAUCCAUUCCUCUUUGCGUGAUGCGCCCAGAGGGAAUAUACAUAUAAGAUCUUCUACCUUGAAGCGUUAAUUAGAAGAAACACUAGGCAUGGGACCACCCACGAAAGCAUCCACUUAAGAACAUAAAGUAGAUCAUUACUAUAUCUUGCAAAACUGAACACAUGAAUGUUAAAUUGUCAAUUUUUUCAGUCCUCAAACAAUGGCUUGCUGAUAUACUCAUGUUCCAUCUAUUAAAAACCCACUUUUACUGCCCAUA
This is a messenger RNA of Drosophila pseudoobscura, 1443 nucleotides long. Its product is annotated as sterile alpha motif domain-containing protein 15. The transcript has 2 exons. NCBI's taxonomy places the organism in Eukaryota, Metazoa, Arthropoda, Insecta, Diptera, Drosophilidae. The coding region runs from base 310 to 1065 and encodes 251 amino acids. Gene Ontology annotation, molecular function: protein binding. The record is from RefSeq and is a predicted model, not a curated record.